Formica exsecta is the source of this 948-nucleotide messenger RNA. RefSeq lists its product as uncharacterized. The record is from RefSeq and is a predicted model, not a curated record. The coding region runs from base 213 to 749 and encodes 178 amino acids. The transcript has 4 exons. Lineage: Eukaryota; Metazoa; Arthropoda; Insecta; Hymenoptera; Formicidae. Gene Ontology annotation, biological process: regulation of synaptic transmission, cholinergic; sleep; positive regulation of voltage-gated potassium channel activity.
CGUGGAAGGAAUAUCGUGGGGUAGGAGAGAGAAAAUAGGGGGGAGGCGAGUAACGCAGCGUGGAGAACGGAAAGCUCGCGGGGUCGUACUCGCGAUCGGUCUGUCUACACGACGACAAGGGUUCUCUCUCUCACGAAGGACGCUACCCCCCUCUGAGCGUACAGUUUACGUUUCUAUUUCAUCGUGAAACCGAAAGUUAUCGAAGAAACGAGAUGCACCGAAGGAUCACGAUAUUGCUCAUCGCUUCAGCGCUCGUUGUGGCAGUUCAUUCAGACGUACUAAAAUGCUACAUGUGCACCUCGCUGUCGGACGAAGGUUGCGGUUCCGCUUUUAACAACUCGUUACAACCGGUAGAAUGCACUGUUAACAAGAUAUUUGAAUGGCAGAGAGAUCUUCAGCAACACAGGACCCUCAGCAAGAUCGUGAGCCUUUUCGGGAUCGACGAAGCGCUACAGCAUUCUCAAAGAACUCCUCAGAACAUGGCUUGCGCCAAAAUGGUUCUUAACGUGGAUAAAGUGGAUAAAGAAGUGAUCGUAAGAACGUGCCAAACAAACAAAACGGAUCACAUUGAUCCUUGUACGGUGAUGGAGGGAAAAAUACAGAAGGAUCAAUUGGGCAUGAUGAAGAACUGCGACCUCUGUCACGAGGAUGCCUGCAACGGCACGACAGUUGUAUCUCCCGAAAUAUUUUAUGCGCUUCUGUCGCUUCUCGGCGCUCUCAUUAAUGUUGCUUUUUAUCAUUGGGCGUAACCGUUCGCGUUCACAAUUUCUCACGCAUUCCUCUUUAAAAAAAAUGCCGUAUAGUAGAUAAUAAUCAUUCGACAUCAGAUAUCAUGCAUACUCGUUAUGUAUAAUUGUAAUUCAACCAAUAAUAAUGUCUUCCACAUGAUUAGUGCAUACACGUAUGUACUAAUAAUGGAGACGAGUGUAUGUAUAUAUAUAUAUAUAU